Boleophthalmus pectinirostris (great blue-spotted mudskipper) is the source of this 1312-nucleotide messenger RNA. RefSeq names its product activator of basal transcription 1 (gene abt1). The transcript has 5 exons. Gene Ontology annotation, cellular component: nucleolus. Gene Ontology annotation, biological process: small-subunit processome assembly; endonucleolytic cleavage in ITS1 to separate SSU-rRNA from 5.8S rRNA and LSU-rRNA from tricistronic rRNA transcript (SSU-rRNA, 5.8S rRNA, LSU-rRNA); endonucleolytic cleavage in 5'-ETS of tricistronic rRNA transcript (SSU-rRNA, 5.8S rRNA, LSU-rRNA). The record is from RefSeq and is a predicted model, not a curated record. Lineage: Eukaryota; Metazoa; Chordata; Actinopteri; Gobiiformes; Gobiidae. The coding region runs from base 194 to 1129 and encodes 311 amino acids. Gene Ontology annotation, molecular function: RNA binding.
GUGUGUUGUGGAUUUUCUCACGUGUGAAGCAGAGUGGACUUUUCUGGAGUCUACUCUUGAAAUUAUUAUCAGAGUCUGCAGGUAAUAGUCAGUACUUUUGUCUUAAAGACAUUUUUUAUAUUUUCUGGAUAACAGAUUAUGAACUAGAUCAUCUUGAAUCGAAUAAAAGAAGAAAAAGACAGUUGACGCAGACAUGGAGAGAAACGAUGGGGGAGAAGUGGAGGACUCUCUAAAAGAUGAAAACGCCAAUACGGAGGAGUGUGAAGAACAAGUUAAAUCAGAUGAACAACAUGAGGACAGUAAUGGAGAUGAAGACGACGAUGAAGAGGAGGAAGGAGGUGAGGACACUGAGAAAGGAGAAAAUGCUGACUCUGAAAAUGAAAGUGCUGCAGAUCCAGAAGGGCACACUGGUGGAGAAUCUACAACUCGACAAAAGAAGACAAAGUUUGGGAUAAAAUCUGACAAAAAGGUGGUUCCAGGGAUCAUUUACCUGGGACAUAUCCCACCCAGACUCAAACCCAAACACCUGAGGAACCUGCUGUCGGUCUAUGGGGAGAUUGGACGCAUUUUUCUACAACCAGAAGAUGGUAUGGUCCGGAAGAGAAAGAAAAAGUCUGGUCUGCGUCGCUGUGACUUCACUGAGGGAUGGGUGGAGUUCAGGGACAAACGUGUGGCAAAGAGAGUGGCCGCCUCUCUCCAUAACACUCCGAUGGGAACCAGGAAGAGGCAGCGCUUUGCCGCCGACCUGUGGUGCAUCAAGUACCUGCAUCGUUUCCAGUGGACACAUCUGAGCGAACGCCUGGCCUAUGAACAGACUGUGCUCCAGCAGAGACUCAGAACCGAAGUCUCUCAGGCCAAAAGAGAAACCAACUUCUACCUCAACAAUGUGGACAAAGGAGAGAGGAUGGAGCGCCAGAGGAAAAAGAGGCAGAGAGAUGGGCAACAGGACGAGGAGAGAACAUGGGACUUCACUCAGAGACAAACUGAAGAGGAGAUUCAGAACAGAAAGAAGAGGAAAAAUAAGGACUCACUUUCACAGAAACAAAUGGACAAGUCCCGCCUCAUACAGCAGAAGAGCCAAUCAAAUGUCUCAUUGCUUGCCAAGAUCUUCAAUGCCAAUCAAUCAUAAGCAAACUGACUAUAUGCUGGCAGAGCAAACAUUGGAAUAUUUUUAUUCUGCAAAUGCAGUUUGUCCUUGCCAACCACUGGGUCUGUUUUUGGAGCCAACUAUGCAGUCUCUGCCAGGUUAAUUUAUGUAAAGACAUGAGGAGAAAAUGUUUUGUUCUUUUUCUCAAUAAAUUAACUAAUUGUG